GUAAAAUAAGCAGACAACCAUCUCCCACCUUCCUGGAAGCUCUAUUUUUCAUUUUUUCUUUGACCAAUUAUUCAUUAAACAACAAAAAAAAACACAACCACUACAAACCCUAGAAAAUAGCUUUUUCAGAACCUUGGCAUUUUUUUCAGAGUCUAGGGUUCCCAUUUUUGCGGUUUCAUUGCAGAGAAAACCCUAGAAUCCAUUUGCAUUCAUUGUUUCAUACUUUUCAGAAAAUUUUAGUCCCCCCAUUAUCAGAAAGCUGCAGUUUCAAUCAAAGUUUCCUCCUGUAGGAGCUCCUCAAUUGCAGGUCAUAAAAUGGAGGGUGGAGUUGCAGAGGGCGGUAAACAAGCCUCGUACACAUAUUGGGUUAGACAGGUUACAGAGGAUGCAGCUCCACUCCCUGUUCCUCAUAAGUUAACAGCCGAGGAUAUAUCAAAGCAGACACAACCCACAACAUUAGGAUCACUUUGGAAUCAGGCUGGGACAUGGGAAGAGAAAAAUCUGAAUACUUGGGCCAGCAAUAGGAUUAAGGAGUUGCUUUCCUCUCUAGAUUCCUUGGAGUUUUCAGGUGGUAAAGCAGGAAUAUCAGAUGUAACUAAGUGUUCAGGGGAUGCAUUUUUGGUGACUGUGAGAAACAAGAAACGUGUUGGUUAUUCAUAUGAGGUUACCUUGAAAUUUAAAGGUGAAUGGUUGAUCCAAGAGCACAAAAAGGAAUUCAAGGGUCACAUCGAUAUCCCAGAGUUUUCUUUUGGUGAACUAGAAGACCUGCAGAUGGUUGUGAGACUAAACGACGAGAAGGGUCUAAAUGAGGCUGAUGAGCUGAGAGUCCAGAAGGAUCUGAGACUGUUCUUACUGCCAAUCCGCAACAAAUUGUUCCAAUUUGAGCAGGAGCUCAAGGACAGAUAGAAGAAGGGCCCUUUUUUCAGGUCAUUUUGGUUUUUUAAAUACCAACCCAUAGUUUGCUCAGAUCUUACAUUACACAAUUGCAAUGUAGUCAUGCUGAUUGCUGAUACAUACCCUACGUAAAGUAAACUGGAGGAACUCCAAGUUUCUUUAUAUUGGUGGAAGACACGAUUUUCUGUUUGUUGAUUUUCUGUUUUGGACUUGUUACUGGAUAUAGGGUUUUUAGGCCUGAAAUAUUGGAUUUGUCUUGAGGUUCUUGUGAUAGAUAAUUUGAGUACAGUGAUUAUUUGGAUGGAUGGUCCUGAUUUUCUCCACGGUUA
This is a messenger RNA of Amborella trichopoda, 1223 nucleotides long. Its product is annotated as chaperone binding / ATPase activator. The record is from RefSeq and is a predicted model, not a curated record. NCBI's taxonomy places the organism in Eukaryota, Viridiplantae, Streptophyta, Magnoliopsida, Amborellales, Amborellaceae. Gene Ontology annotation, biological process: positive regulation of ATP-dependent activity; protein folding. Gene Ontology annotation, molecular function: protein-folding chaperone binding; ATPase activator activity. Gene Ontology annotation, cellular component: cytosol.